CCUGCUUCAUCAACUUAUUAUCCUCAUUAUUUCUAAGUCUUUAGGUUGCAGAAGCUUCUUUAUUAUCAGUCCUCGUUUCUAGUAUCUUACAUUGUGUGUAACUUGGAACUUUCUCACUAUAACCAAUUCAUCUAUGGCUGUCUCAUCUUAUGCCAUGCAAUCAAUCCUCUCAAACCCUUUGAUGGGCAUGUCCACCAGAUCUAGGGUCAACCAUUUUGGUAUUCCUGCUAUGUACUUGAGAAGGAAUGUUAGCCUGAGAGUUAGGUCCAUGGCUGAGGAAGAGAAACAAAGUGAGCCAGCAGGCCCAGUUACACCACCACCAUCAGUAGAACCUGUGAAGAAACCAGCCAGUAGUGCCUCACCAAAGGUGAGCACGAAGUUCUCGGAUGUGUUGGCAUUCAGUGGGCCAGCACCUGAGAGGAUCAAUGGAAGGCUGGCCAUGAUUGGGUUUGUAGCUGCAAUGGCGGUGGAAGUAGCGAAAGGGCAGGGUGUGUUUGAACAGAUAUCGAAUGGUGGGAUCCCAUGGUUCUUGGGGACAAGUGUGAUUUUUACACUUGCUUCCUUGGUGCCACUGUUCCAAGGGGUCAGUGUGGAGUCAAAAUCCAAAGGGUUCAUGUCAUCAGAUGCAGAACUGUGGAAUGGGAGGUUUGCUAUGUUGGGUUUGAUUGCGCUGGCUUUUACAGAGUAUGUCAAGGGAGGCACCCUGGUGUAAAUACCACAGCAAUGGUCUAAUAAUCAUUCCUUGUUAGAGAGACCUGUGUUUUCUUAAACUACAUAUAUAUCAAUGAACGUAAACAAAAUUCAUGAUA
Molecule: messenger RNA, 809 nt
Organism: Vigna radiata var. radiata (mung bean)
Lineage: Eukaryota; Viridiplantae; Streptophyta; Magnoliopsida; Fabales; Fabaceae
Product: early light-induced protein, chloroplastic
Exons: 3
Coding region: 134-712 (192 amino acids)
Source: RefSeq, a predicted model, not a curated record